AUGGACGCCCCUCGUGACUACAUGCUGGCAAAGGUCGUGAACGUCCUCGGACGCACGGGCAACACGGGCAACGUGACCCAAGUGCGCGUCGAGUUCCUGCAGGAUGACAAGCGCAAGAUCAUCCGCAAUGUCAAGGGCCCCGUGCGGGAGGGAGACAUCCUGUGCCUGCUCGAGUGGGAGCGUGAGGCUCGCCGUCUGAGAUAG
Messenger RNA from Peronospora matthiolae, 204 nucleotides. The record is from the annotation of a GenBank genome assembly. NCBI's taxonomy places the organism in Eukaryota, Oomycota, Peronosporomycetes, Peronosporales, Peronosporaceae.